ACCCCAUCACCCCGUACGGCCAUCAUCGAUUUGACAUUCUCGAAUUUGCUCACCAUCGUCAUCUCAACGACGACGACCUCGGGAGCUUCCACAAACUCUUUCUUACGCUAUGGUGAUCAUAGCUUCAUCAAUAAACACUAACUAAUAUCAUUAUUGUCUCGGCAUAGGCCAUCGAGCCAUCAUCAUCAGUGACCGUCUUCAACAUAUCUACCCAACAAUAGACAUCUACCACACAGUGUAUUUGGUUGACGCAACUAUGGCAUCUCCAGCUAACGCCCCAGGAAGUCAAAGCCAAACAUCCAUAUCUUCUGCGAAUCACCCAGACCAUAUAAUCCAUGGGAGGGAAAUUCCUCUUGAAACCCUGGUAUCACAUCUUCUUGCUUCUAAACGCUCCCUGUCAUCCAUCAAUACAGUAUGGCGCGCAAACGAAAUCGUCACCUCAGCAAAGAGCGCAUUGGAAGAGAGCGUAAUACUGAACGCUAGGACAGGAUUCUUACAAAGUGGUAUUAAUGAGCAGAUGAAGGUCUUGAUGAAAGUUAGGAAUAGCAUAGAGUGCGUGUAUAAUGAUGGUCAGAAGGAUUUCAAGGUGGGUGGUCGAGCUAUCGUAAUGAUGUGCAGGGCUGACCAUAAUACGCGUAGAAUGUUCUACAUACCCUCGAUGCCGCAAAUGCUCGACUUGAGUCUACAAUGGAUGUCCUAAGGUCAACAAUGGUGGAUGCGGCUUUUCGACCAGCUGGCGAGGAACCAAGAAGUUUGUUGGACUUUGUGGAUGAACAAGGUGUAGAAGGAAUGCGAGAUGGUUUGAAAGAGUUGAUUCGAGAGUCCAAGGCAAGAAGGUUUUUCUGAAUAUGCAAUUGUUCCGGUUAUUGACCUUGGUCUGUAGGAAGCGCAAAAAGAAUUCGAUACGUCUCUACUUUCUUUUGAUGACGAUCUACGCAGCUUGAGAUCGGGUUUCAAAAAUACCAAAGUAUCGCCGCCAGUUUAUUCUCCAAUACCAAGUCAUUUAGCAACACUAGAGGGACAUGCCCAGGAAAUGGCAUCGUUACUGUCAUCCCUUUCUAGUCAUUUCGACCUAUGCCUCAACGCCAUCAGACAUACGGAGGGAGGAUAUGCCGCUGUCAGAAACGCAGCAUCUAAUCCACCACCAGGCGCUGAGCCAGUAUCCGUCUCUGGCGUAAUGAAUACCUCCCACGAUGACAUAAACGAAGAACCCCUUACCGAACACGAGCGUGAAGAAAUGCUCUUCGUUCUCGAGAAAGACGCGGCAGAAGUUGAAGAUGUUGUCGUGGAACUUCGCGAUCGUCAAAAUGAAAUGGAAAUUAAACAUGAUGCAAUCCUCGAUCACGUUUCACAUCUCACCGAACAAUUUAAACAAACUACGGGUAUAUACAGAAUUUUAGAAGGAGUAUAUGAGCGACUUCCGGGAUAUAUCAUUGCAGGUCAAGAUUUCCGUGCUAGGUGGGAGGAUACCAAGGCGCAGAUACAUGGACAAAUGGAUGACUUGGAGGGAAUGCGACUCUUUUAUGAAAAUUAUCUUUCCUCAUAUGAUGGUCUCAUACUUGAAGUUCGGCGCCGUAGAGUCGCCGAGGAGAAAGUAAAGACGAUAGCAAAGAAGGCUAUGGAGCAAAUAAGCAAAAUAUACGAAGCAGAUAUGAAGGAGAGACAUGAUUUUAAACAUGACGUGGGGGACUAUUUACCCGUUGAUCUAUAUCCUGGCAUCAAUGCAGCAGCACCGAGAUGGGAAUUUAGGCUCAUGGAGGAUGAAGAAGUUGUAAAUAGUACUCAUUCAUUAGAGAGGGAGCUGAUGGAGAUAUCCAGUAAGAGGGAUGAAGGGAGGCAUAGAGACGAAAAGGGAAAUUGACAAUGUAGUCAAUAAACCGGAAGUUCUGAGAAGUUCUAACGACAUGUAAUUAUUGAUGAUGAAAAAGCAGAAUCAGCGAAGGUUUCCAAACCAUCUCAAAGUCAUAUUAAUAUCAAAACUUAAAUAGU
Messenger RNA from Sclerotinia trifoliorum, 1989 nucleotides. NCBI's taxonomy places the organism in Eukaryota, Fungi, Ascomycota, Leotiomycetes, Helotiales, Sclerotiniaceae. The record is from the annotation of a GenBank genome assembly.